Talaromyces atroroseus is the source of this 1557-nucleotide messenger RNA. RefSeq lists its product as hypothetical. The transcript has a single exon. Bases 1 to 1557 code for a protein of 518 amino acids. The record is from RefSeq and is a predicted model, not a curated record. NCBI's taxonomy places the organism in Eukaryota, Fungi, Ascomycota, Eurotiomycetes, Eurotiales, Trichocomaceae.
AUGCCUGGAUAUCCCAUUCAACGACUGCGAGAGCGGGCAGACAAAGCCUGGAGCUAUGAAUCAGUUAACUUUACUCUUGGGGAGCUACGACUGAUAACAGUUAGGGACCUACUAGAAGCCGAUAAUGCUACCAUAAUUCUCUCCGAAUGGAGAGGGCUGAACCUCGUUCAACCAAGUGGGCAUGUACCGAAAUAUGCAACCAUCUCUCACUCAUGGGCGCCGAGUGAAGAAGUCCAGAGACUCAGUGCGGCCGCUUACCGACCCCUAAGAAUUGACCUUGGGAAUAACAAAUACCAUGAAGUCAGUUGGCAGGGACUGGUUGAAGCUGCCAAAGCAGCCCAGCAUCUCGGGUGUGUCUUUCUCUGGCUGGACUUGGUAUGCGUCCAUCAGGACUCUUCGGAAGAUAAAAAGCUCCAAAUUCAGCAUAUGGGACAUGUCUAUGAGAAAUCUACCGCAGUCAUUGUCAUGCCCGGCGGCGUUGCAGCGACUCAGGGACCCGAGUACUACGCCCCAUGGAUUACUCGUGCGUGGACAUUACAAGAAGCCACGCUCUCCCCUUCCAAUGUGUAUGUUCUGAUCAGAGCCGCUAAGAGAGAUCCCAAUUAUGACUACGAAAUUAUUAGUACCGGACCGAGGUACCUAGUCGAUAAUGUAGACGACAAAAUUGCUUUGUCAAAGCUUCAAGAUCUACUCAGUUGCCGGAAAACUACUGGCCUAAAGAUUACCAAGGUUGAUAAAGUGACCAAGGAGCGAACUCGAGUCAAGUUUAUUGUCAAGUGCUUCGGGGAUGAUGAAUCGCUUAUUACGGCUUUGGAAGGGGUAUUAAGCGGACGCACAGAGGCAAUGAAGAAGUCGGCGGCAUGGAGGAGUAUCUGGCUGCGGACAUCGACGAAACCACAGGACAUGGUCUUCAGUGUCAUGCAUCUCCUCGGGGUGAGUAUCAAGGUCGACUACCAUCGAACUCGGGAUGAUCUCAUUCUCGAACUGGCUAGAAAGACAAAGGCAUUCCCGUCAUGGCUGGAUAUUGGAGAGGACAUGCCGUACGACUCUCGAUUCGGGCUUGUCCCUGCAAUCCCUAUAUUUCAUCCCAAUGACACUCCGUCCUACAGAAUUGCCAACCGGCUGGUGCCUGCCAACACGCUCAUUGAGCAUGGAACAUUUAUACACGACUACGAUAUCAAGAUACAGACGUCUACCACCGCCACUUUUGAAGGUGACCUUAUCUGCGCCAAAAUAUUCCUGAUCCAUGAUCAGAACUCCAGUCAUCCAUCGAUAUUCGACCUGAGUGGAGAUAAACAUACCUUUGGGAAGUUGGAUCAUGCCACAGGAUCGCACGUAGUGGUUCUCGGGGAGGCACAAGUAUAUGGUCUUGGACAUUUGGGUGUUUUCCAGUACGCAGGACCACAGGUUAUUUUUAUUGGGAAAUCUGCGCAAGGCGAAUGGGAGAGAAUCGGCAAAAGAACGACUAUCCCGAAGUCAUAUGUUGAUAAUGCCGGCAGAUGGCAUCUUACAAUUGGAGGACCGCCAGGAUCUGAAUUCACGCCGUGUAAUUGCUAA